GUUCGGCGACGUCUCAGAUGGUCGAAAUCGCUCAUCUUUUGGCUUCAAAAGUGGACUUGCGUUGAUUUCCAAGGGAACGUUCAAGUGGACAAGUGACUGCGACGUAAGGAAGCUCGUAAAUAAACAGUGACGAGACGGGGGUACUGCAAUUCCAGGCGGACCGGUCGUCAUCCUCCUCGUCGUGGUCAACUCGGUCAUGAACGUGAGCUUGAAAAGCAAGAAGCGCGCGGUCCUGCCCAGCAGACCCUCUCCGCCCAGCGUGGACCGCAUCUUGGAGGACGUCGGCGGCGCCGAGCCCGACGACCCGGUCUUCGCCAUCCUGCAACAACCCCAACACCCUGGCGAGACGGGGGAGGCGGAGCGUACCUUCCAGCAAUGUCGGCGUCACGCGGACGUAAAGCAUCAGCUGCAGGAGGUGGGGGCGGUCCUUACGCGCCAGCGGGACCACCUCCGAGCGGCGGGCCAGCGACUGGACCGCCACCUGGCGGAAGUCAAAGGUGGACUUUGCUGACCGCGCCGGGAGCCGCAGAGUCAACCUUGCACGUCGUCGUGACUGCAGAAGGCAAUCGAAGGAAAGCCACGCAAAUGUUGGACGACUGGAUGCCCGCCUGGUGCCUGAAGGCUGCUUGCACGUGCGAACAAUAAAGUCACGUGCCCCCAUCACGCCCGUGCAUAUUUAGCACGACUCGAGGUGCAAGCAUACGUCAACGACCAAUCGAAUAUCAACUGAAUCAACUAUUUUGAUCAUCGGUUAAUCCAUACCGACCCCGUUUCAUGUAAAAUUGCCCAAAUCCUCGAAAUUUCAGCCCGUCACCGGUAAAUAUGCCGUCCAUGAAAGCAGACCGAUUUGGAUGGUUGUGUUUUCGGUGCCAAAAAGUCUUUUCUGUUAUGCGUGAAGUUGCGUGAUUUUCAACACCUUUUGUGACUCAAAGGACUUGGCACUCAGAGACAAACUACAAGAACAUUUCUGGUAUCUUCGAAGUUCAUUUCUGCUCAACAAUCCAAACAACCAACUGUUCAAUAAAUGGAUGCAUCCUAACUGAA
Messenger RNA from Hippocampus comes (tiger tail seahorse), 1044 nucleotides. RefSeq names its product chromosome unknown C19orf25 homolog (gene cunh19orf25). Lineage: Eukaryota; Metazoa; Chordata; Actinopteri; Syngnathiformes; Syngnathidae. The record is from RefSeq and is a predicted model, not a curated record. The transcript is spliced from 3 exons. The coding region runs from base 197 to 511 and encodes 104 amino acids.